AUGUCAUCUCAUACUCAACUUUCCUCCCCCUCCUCCGUCUCUCCCACUAAGCUGUGCUCUCGGACCUACAAGAAAGCUUCCCAGCUGUUCCUCACAAGGCGAUUACCAGAAGCGCUAUCAACUCUCCAGACUAUUCUGCAAUCUCAACAAUCCUCCGAUGACCAUCAAAUCAAUGGCGACGACUCCGCGGCCGUUGCGCCAAUCGCCACCGCCUCCAACACGUGGAGAAUCAAAGUGUGGAACUUCUACAUCACCCUCCUGAGUUCGAUCGUAGAGCUCGGCGCAGAAGAAGGCAAGACUCAAUUUGGACAAAAAGAAUGGAAGGAAUUUGCAACACAAGUCCGCGAAGGUGGGAUAUGGGAAAAUGUUGUACAAAUCGGAUACCAAGGCCGAGAGGGCUCCGUAGACGCAGAGGUGGUCUAUGUCUUGGCUACAUUGCUUUUGAACCACUCAGCCUCACAAGCAUUGAACCAACAACGACUUGAAACAUACCUGUCAUCAUAUGGACAGCCCAACUUGGACCUGGCAGACCGACUCCAAAAUGCAUCCACCGAUUUUGAACAACAUCGAAUCUCCGCCACGAGUGGAACGGAUACCCCCAAAGAUCUCGCAGCCCGAGUACGGAUUAUCGAGCUGUUCACCCUCCACGUCCUCCCCCGCAACGAAGAAUGGGAAUACGCGCAAGAAUUCAUCAAUCUCAGCGAAGUACUAGAUGAAGAGCGCAAAGAACUAUUCCUUCAAACGCUGGAAGGCCUGAAAGAAGAGAAAGAGCGGGGAGAAUUACGUGCUGCAGAGCUACAACGGGCUAAAGACGCCGAGCUCGAACGAGAACGGGACGACGAGCGCCGAAAAACCGAGGAUGAAGCCGCUGCAGCGGCGCGCCAACAGCAACCAAAUGGACAUAAACGGAAUACUAGCGAAGUCGAUUAUGGGAUUGAAAAAGGAAGCCCUCGCAGUGGCUCUAAGGGCAAACCAUCCAAACCGGCAGACAAGUCUCCUAAUGGCAAAGCAACGUCUCGCACAAGUUUAUCAUCGUCCAAUUCUAAGAAUUCUAAGAAACCCGUUAAGUCUGAGCCACGGAAAAACCAAGUACUGGCGGCGGCUACGGCUCUUCGAAAUCUGUUCCGGAGGCUUAUUCAGAACGUUUCGGGAAACCCCUUAUCACUAGCACGCACUCUGCUCUUCGUGCUUGGUAUUUUGAUGGCUUUCAGCCGGCAGGAUAUACGUGACCGAGUUCGCAGAGUCACAGAUUCCGGAUGGCAGAAACUUAAGGGGACAGUUGGAAUGGGUGUCAAGGUUAGCUAUAUUUGA
Molecule: messenger RNA, 1311 nt
Organism: Penicillium angulare
Lineage: Eukaryota; Fungi; Ascomycota; Eurotiomycetes; Eurotiales; Aspergillaceae
Gene: pex26
Product: protein pex26
Exons: 2
Coding region: 1-1311 (436 amino acids)
Source: RefSeq, a predicted model, not a curated record